Messenger RNA from Peromyscus californicus insignis, 3683 nucleotides. RefSeq lists its product as uncharacterized. NCBI's taxonomy places the organism in Eukaryota, Metazoa, Chordata, Mammalia, Rodentia, Cricetidae. The transcript is spliced from 2 exons. The record is from RefSeq and is a predicted model, not a curated record. Gene Ontology annotation, biological process: virion assembly. Bases 1 to 888 code for a protein of 295 amino acids.
AUGACUAGAAGGAAAAAUCCAACCCAAGAAGUCUCUGGGCCUUCUGCGUCCCCCAACCUGGACUCCUCCCUUUACCCCGUGCUCCCUCACAAGGAGACUCCUAAGCCUCCAGUCCUUCCCCCAGACCCCCAUACCCCCCUUAUAGAUCUCCUGACGGAGGACCCACCACCAUAUCGAGCCGGACCACCUGGAGAGCCGGCCGAAGCGGCCCCAGCCGCCGCCCCGGUGGCGGCGUCCCCGGCCGUGCCCGUGGCAGAUCCGGAAGUCACCUCGACUCGCAGGACCCACGGGGCUGGAGAAGAGGACGCAGCCCCGUCCCCCAUUGCCGGCCGCCUCCGCGGCCGCCAGGAUGGCCCCCCUAAUGAGUCCAGGGCCUUCCUGCUCAGAGAGGGGCCGAAUCAUCAGUUGCAGUACUGGCCCUUUUCAGCCUCAGACCUCUAUAAUUGGAAGCAACAUAAUCCCCCUUUCCCCAGGGAUCCUGUUGCCUUGACCGGCCUAAUUGAGUCCAUCCUAGUGACUCACAGGCCGACUUGGGACGACUGUCAGCAGCUCCUGCAGACCCUCUUAACAGUAGAGGAGAAGCAGAGAGUUUUCCUGGAGGCCCGGAAGCAGAUUCCGGGCGAUGACGGGAGGCCACCCCAACUCCCAAAUAUCAUCGAUGCAGCUUUUCCCUUGACCCGCCCAGACUGGGACUUCAAUACACCUGAAGGUAGGGAGCAUCUACGUCUCUAUCGCCAGUUGCUCUUAGCGGGUCUCCGAGCGGCCGCCAGAAGGCCUACCAAUUUGGCUCAGGUAAGGAAUGUGAUACAGGGAAAGGAAGAGGAAUGUGAUACAGGGAAAGGAAGAAACACCCACUGCAUUUUUAGAGAGGCUGAAGGAGGCUUAUAGGAUGUACACUCCGUAUGAUCCAGAAAACCCAGGGCAAGCACCAGGUGUCAUCCUAUCAUUUAUCUAUCAGUCUAGCUCAGAUAUCGGAACCAAAUUGCAGCGGCUGGAAGGUUUACAGGCGCUAGGUUUGCCAGACUUAUUGAAGGAAGCAGAGAAAGUGUUCAAUAAGAGAGAAACUCCUGAGGAGCGCGAGGAAAGGAGAUGGCAGAAACAAGAGGAAAGGGACAAGAAACAGCAUAGGGAGAUGAAAAAGGUUUUGGCCGCCGUUGUGUCUCAGGGACAGUGGAGAGAGGGAGAUAGGUCGGGAGAGCGAAGGAGGCCACCCCUUGAUAAAGAUCAAUGUGCUUAAGCCACAAGGACCCCGCCGGCCCAAGCCCAAGACAUGCAGAUCUGGCCGGAUUCUGGGUCGAACACCCAACCCGACUCUGCUCCAGUAUGUGGAUGAUCUACUCCUGGUGGCCAGGAGUCGAACCGAGUGCCUGGAGGGCACUCGAGCCUUACUGGCCAGACUUGGACAAAAGGGCUAUAGAGCCUCAGCCAAAAAGGCUCAAAUAUGCCGAGACAAGGUUACCUACCUGGGCUACACCCUGAGCGGGGGGCAAAGAUGGUUAACAAGGGCAAGGAAGGAGACGAUAAUCUCCAUCCCCCCUCCUCGGAACCCCCGCCAAGUUCGAGAGUUCCUGGGUACGGCUGGGUACUGCCGCCUUUGGAUUCCCGGCUUUGCCGAACUGGCAGCCCCAUUGUACCCCCUCACUAAACCAGGGGCCAUGUUCCAAUGGGAGGAGAAGCAUCAGAAAGCGUUCCAACAGAUCAAGAAGGCCUUACUCGAGGCCCCGGCUCUGGGUCUGCCAGAUCUAACCAAGCCCUUUGAGCUGUUUGUGGAUGAGAACUCAGGUUUUGCCAAAGGGGUACUGGUGCAAAGACUGGGACCUUGGAGGAGACCUGUAGCGUACUUGUCCAAGAAAUUGGACCCGGUGGCUACAGGAUGGCCAUCAUGCCUCCGCAUGGUGGCAGCCAUUGCUGUAUUACUCAAGGAUCCCGGGAAGCUGACUCUGGGACAGCCGUUGACUGUGCUGGCCUCCCAUGCAGUGGAGGCCUUGGUCCGACAACCACCGGACAGAUGGCUUUCUAACGCCAGAAUGACUUACUAUCAGGCCUUACUACUGGACUCAGACCGGGUAAAUUUUGGGCCGACAGUUUCCCUUAACCCUGCUACCUUGCUGCCACUGCCUAGCCCCUCCGAGGAGCAUGACUGCCUCCAGAUUCUAGCCGAAGCACAUGGCACCCGCCCUGAUCGGAGCUAGCAAAGAAAAUGGGGGUGGACUGGGAACAGAGAAAACACCUGGGCAGUGCUGCUGAACCAGGAUCAGGUACUCCAGCAGGUAACUUCUACCUGCCCAGCCUGUGCUCAAGUCAACGCAGGAAAGGUUCAUCUAAGAAACUGUUGGAAGAAAUCUUCCCCAGGUACGGGAUGCCUCAAAUAUUGGGGUCGGAUAACGGGCCUGCCUUCGUCUCUCAGGUAAGUCAGAAGGUGGCCAAACUAUUGGGGGUUGAUUGGAAACUCCAUUGUGCGUACCGCCCCCAGAGCUCAGGACAGGUAGAACGAGCUAAUAGAACAAUCAAGGAGACUUUAACCAAAUUAACGCUUGCAACUGGCACUAGAGAUUGGGUGCUCCUACUUCCCUUGGCUCUCUACCGAGCCCGAAAUACUCCUGGCCCACACGGCCUAACCCCUUUUGAGAUCAUGUACGGGGCCCCACCUCCUGUUGUAAACUUUCUCCAUCCUGAUAUUUCAUCUUUUGCCACCACCCCUACUUUAGAGGCACAUCUUCAAGCCCUCCAACUGGUGCAGAGGGAGAUCUGGAAGCCCCUGGCCAAGGCUUAUCAGGAGCAGCUAGACAAGCCGGUGGUGCCCCACCCCUUCCAGAUCGGGGACUCCGUUUGGGUCCGAAUCUGGAACCACGGUGGAAGGGGCCCUACACUGUCUUGCUGACCACCCCCACUGCACUCAAGGUCGACGGGAUUGCUGCAUGGGUCCACGCCUCUCAUGUGAAGGCUGCCAGGGAACCCGACCCAGCAGGAUCCAGAAAGUCAACAUGGACAGUGCGUCGCACACAAAACCCCCUAAAAAUAAGGUUGGCCCGCGGCUCCUCUUCCUCCCCCUCCUCUUAAUCUCUGCCUACCCCCAGGGGACUAGGGCGGCAGAGAGCCCGCACCUAGUUAAGAGGCUCACUUGGCAGGUUAUCUCACAAACUGGGGAGACGGUCUGGCAAAUGACCACCCUUCACACCCCCUUUACAUGGUGGCCUAACUUGCAUCCAGAUCUCUGCCAACUAGUAGCAGGGUCAGAGGACUGGGACAUCCCUACCACUGACCCCAUGAACCCUAGAGCACCAAACGUCUGUCAGGAUGGUAAGGGAACUUGCAAAUGUAAUGGCGGGAGAUACGGAUGUAGUCACCCUGAAACCAGAGCAGCCCUAUGUAAAUUUCACCUGCAACCCCCUGAAUAUAUCUUUUACUCAAAAGGGAAGGGAGAUAACACAGGACUGGAUUAAAGGUAAAACAUGGGGACUUAGACUUUACAUGACGGGACGGGACCAGGGAGUCGUGUUUAUGAUUAGGCUUAAAAUCACGGAGCCCUCCGCCUCUAUAGGUCCCAACCAGGUUCUCUCUGACCAAAAGCGCCCCUCUUUACCCGCUCCGGCACCCCCGAGGGCUACCCCCCGACCCAAUUCGGCCAUUCGCCCAAGCACGGCUCCGAAUGCUACUGUAACCCCAGUCACCCUCCAGCCACC